GCAGCGGCCCCGCGCAGGGCCGGGAGCGGCGGCGGCGGCGGUUCCGAGCCCGCCCCGGGCUGGACAGCGCCGGGAGCUUCCCCGGGCCCGUCUGUGCCGAUCUUCUGAAUUUGGCUCCUGACUAGAGCUGACAGAUGAUGGAAACAUUUCCCUGGCGAUGUCUCUGGGGCGACUCCUCCGUCGAGCCUCUUCGAAAGCGUCCGACCUCCUGACCCUGACUCCCGGCGGCGGCGGCGGUUCCUCCUCCGUGCUCGAUGGCGAGAUCAUCUACUCCAAGAACAAUGUCUGUGUCCACCCCCCCGAGCUGCUGCAGGGCGUCGGGGAGCACCAUCCAGGCUAUUUGUGCUUGUACAUGGAGAAGGACGAGCUGCUGGGAGCCACGCUGAUCCUGGCCUGGGUGCCCAACUCCCGCAUCCAGCGGCAGGAUGAGGAAGCCCUGCGCUACGUCACCCCCGAGAGCUCCCCCGUGCGCAAAGCGCCCCGAAAGCGCGGCCGCCACGCCCAGGGCUUCGGCAUCGGCCGGCCUGCGUCCCCCCCGGAGCAGAGAGGGCCGCAGCCCCUCCGCGGGGACGAGAUCCUCACGGUGUCACAGCCCGUGAGGGACGGGAUCCCCUCCUCGGAAGGGGAGAAGCUGUCGCAGAGCGGCGCCCGCCGGUCCCCGCAGCCCCCCCGCAGCGACUCAGGGACCCUCUCCACAGUCAGCUCCCAGGAGGAGCACAACAGGUCGGAGGGCACGGAGGAGGGCCCGGACUGCAGGGAGGACGAGGGCUCCUUGGAGCUGUCUGCUGACGAUGUGAGCAGGGACAGCACCUUUGACUCUGAUUCUGAUGCCUUCUCUUCCCCCUUCUGCCUCUCUCCCAUCAGCGAAGCCCUGGGGAAAAGCAGCAGCUCCGUGUUCCUGGACAGUGAAAGCAGGGACACGUGUGACAAUCGCAUGACCUGCUCCACCAGCUCUGCCUCCAGCCUGGACACCAGUGCCCAGUUCCAGGAGAACAAUGGGCAAACGCAGAGCACCAGAUGGGAUGAACAGCAGAAGGUAUUUGCCCUCGAGCAGGUGUGUGGUGUCUUCAGAGUAGACCUGGGACAAAUGAGAUCCCUUCGCCUUUUCUUCAGCGAUGAGGCGUGUACCUGUGGGCAGCUGGUGGUGGCCAGCAGGGAGAGCCAGUACAAGAUCUUCCAUUUUCACCACGGUGGCCUGGAUAAACUGUCCGAGGUGUUCCAGCAGUGGAAGUACUGCACAGAGACCCAUCUCAAGGACCAGCAGCUUGCAGAUGAGAAAACCUGCAUGCAGUUCUCCAUCCGCCGCCCCAAGCUGCCCUCCUCGGAGACCCACCCCGAGGAGAACUCCUACCGGCGCCUGGACGUGUCUGCCUGGCUGCAGCACCUCAACGAGGCCGGCCAGGUGGAGGAGGAGUACAAGCUGAGGAAGGCCAUUUUCUUUGGUGGGAUUGAUAUUUCCAUCCGCGGGGAGGUGUGGCCCUUCCUGCUGCACUACUACAGCUACGAGUCCACCUCGGAAGAGAGGGAGGCACUGAGGCUGCAGAGGAGGAAAGAAUACUUUGAGAUCCAGGAGAAAAGGCUGUCCAUGACUCCAGAUGAGCAGAAGGAUUUCUGGCGCCAGGUGCAGUUCACGGUGGACAAGGAUGUUGUGAGGACCGACCGCAGCAACCAGUUCUUCAGAGGGGAGGACAACCCAAAUGUGGAGACCAUGAGGAGGAUCUUGCUGAACUAUGCUGUAUUUAACCCAACCAUUGGAUACUCCCAGGGCAUGUCCGACCUGGUUGCCCCACUCCUGGCUGAGGUCCUGGAUGAGUCAGAUACUUUCUGGUGCUUUGUUGGAUUGAUGCAGAACACCAUCUUCAUCAGCUCCCCCCGGGACGAGGACAUGGAGAAGCAGCUGCUGUACCUGCGCGAGCUGCUGCGGCUGAUGCACCCGCGCUUCCACCAGCACCUGUGUGCCCUGGGAGAGGAUGGGCUGCAGAUGCUCUUCUGCCACCGCUGGAUCCUGCUCUGCUUCAAGCGCGAGUUCCCGGAGGCCGAGGCGCUGCGCAUGUGGGAAGCGUGCUGGGCUCACUACCAGACGGAUUAUUUCCACCUCUUCAUCUGCGUGGCCAUCGUGGCGAUUUAUGGGGACGACGUCAUCGAGCAGCAGCUGGCCACUGACCAGAUGCUGCUGCAUUUCAGCAACCUGGCCAUGCACAUGAACGGGGAGCUCGUACUCAGGAAGGCCAGGAGUCUGCUCUAUCAGUUCCACCUGCUGCCCCGCAUCCCCUGCAGCCUGCACGACCUCUGCAAGCUGUGUGGGACAGGCAUGUGGGACAGUGGCUUCAUCCCUGCUGUGGAGUGCUCUGGCCACCACCCGGAGUCCGAGAGCUGCCCGUACGGGGGGCUGGUGGAAGUGUCUUCUCCUAAACCAGGAAGUGAAGGCAAGAAAGGCCCGAAAACACGGGAUGUCUUUGCCUUCCGAAAAUAGCUGAGAGGAACAGGGUGCGACGGCGGAAGGGAAGGGCAGGAAGGAUGUGCAUAGGAAAAAAUGUUGAAGAAAAAAAUGGAGGAAUAGCUUGUCAAGACUCCUGAGAAGACUGAAAGGUGUGGAAUGGAAGGGGAAUUAAAUUGCUCUAUAGGAGAAGUUCCAUUGCAUGGGUGGUGGAACCUGAGAGAAAGGCAUCGACCCGGGAACUGUGUUUGGAUUUGAUUUUGUUCGAAACAAGCUUUUCUAGGUUUUAACAAGGACUUUUUAUUCUGCCUCUGGGACUGGACUGGUUAGCAACCAGAACUUUCUUACUUGCUGGUGGGAAACGAGAACGCUGCGGGGAGCCAGGGCUGCCCAGAAGCGUUGGUGGCAGGUGGCAGGAGCAGAGCCAAGGCCACUGUCCCCUCACCCAGAGCACACCGCACGCUCUCUGCUUCAACCAAAACGUGCAGCUUCGUGGCUUCUUUUUAAAGCCAUAAAAGCCAUUUUAAUUAUAAUCUGCCAAAAAUAAAACUGCAGACGGUUGGGAUUGCAGGGAAGGUGUCUGCUUUGUCAGCAAGGAAGGACCGGUGACCUCGAAGUCUUGUCUCUAGCCUUUUCUGCUUUUAUAGGAUACGCUGGCUGGCAGGAUUUUUUCCAUUUUUAUAGAAAAUGGACUGCCCCUGGAAAUACCAGGUCAGGGUAUUUCACAAACACUGCCCAAGGUUUCCUUCUUCAUGAGAUAUUGGGAAGGAAUUGUUCCCUGGGAGGUAGGUGAGGUCCCGGCACAGGGUGCCCAGAGCAGCUGUGGCUGCCCCUGGAUCCCUGGAAGUGUCCAAGACCAGGCUGGAUGGGGCUUUGAGCAACCUGGGACAGGGAAAGUUGUCCCUGCCCAUGGUAGGGGGUGGAAUGGGAUGAGCUUUAAGGUCCCUUCCAACCCAAACCAUUCUGUGAUUCUCUGACAUUACAGCAAAGCUGUUUCUUUAUGCUGACAACUGCAGACUUUAAUGCUUUAGUCUGUUGUUUCCAGUAUGUUUCCCACUGUGUUUCCUUUGGCUCUCCUCAGUCACUGAAUAUUUACUGUCCUUGCCUGUCACUGCCACAGCCUGUGGCACAUACAUUCCCUGCGGGUUUUAGGCUCUUCAGUCAGUGCCAGGGGGGCUCCCUGUUCCACAUCUCAAAGUGAAAAUGAAACUUGCCUUGGUGCAGUCGUUUUUGCUGAGCUCUGUCUGACAAAGGUUUCCCUCAGGGUCUUUUUGAAAGGACAGUGUUUCUCCCCAUGCCUGCUAUAAAUUUUGCCAGCCAGAUGUGGAGCGGGGGCCUUGAGCCCUGUUGCCAAAGGUUCUUACCAAAUUCCAUGGCCUCCAAAGGCGUGUCCCAAGCCAGCAUUUGUGCCAAACAGAGCCAGGGGAGCAGUUUCCUUGUGGGGGUGGAAAAGGAGCCGAGGUGGCAGCGUGCUGGGCCUCCCUGUGUCCCUCUGCAGCCUUCCCUGGCUGUCCUGCUCCCUCUCAGCCCCUCCACACUGCUUCCCACACAGCUGCCGUGGGCAAGCUCACUUCCCAGCCCUGCCUCUCAGGAAUGUUUGUGCCCUCAGCAGCACGUGUGGAGCCACCACUGUGUCCUCGGGCAGAGCUGGGUGGGUUCCUGCACCUGACAAGCACAUUUCUCUCAAAAUCCUUCUGCAAAGCCUUACCCAGAGCCUGUCCUGGAGCCCCUUCCUGCUGGGAAGUGAGGCUGGAGCUCGGAUGCUUCGUGUGAACCAGCACAAGCCAGGGGCACACGGCGUUCCUGGAUGGAAGAAGCCUUGACCCACUGAAGGCAACAUGCCCAGGGCUGGCUGUUGAGUGACAGGACAGUUGAGCUCCUGAUUUGUGUGCCUUUAAUCCCGGGGAUGGAAACCUUCCCCUGGAUGAGAGCAGUGGGGAAACCCACUCGGAAUGGCACAGCUUGAGGCUGCAGGUGUGAGCUGGGCAUUGGCAAGGAACCUCUCGUGUGAGGGCUGGGGCUGCAUUGCUCCAGGGCAGGGAGUUUGUGGAGAUGUUUCAGUGAUAAUAAAAGUUUGUGUGAGGCU
Hirundo rustica (Barn swallow) is the source of this 4523-nucleotide messenger RNA. It is a transcript of the gene TBC1D16, whose product is annotated as TBC1 domain family member 16. Gene Ontology annotation, cellular component: early endosome. The record is from RefSeq and is a predicted model, not a curated record. Bases 158 to 2473 code for a protein of 771 amino acids. NCBI's taxonomy places the organism in Eukaryota, Metazoa, Chordata, Aves, Passeriformes, Hirundinidae. The transcript has 12 exons. Gene Ontology annotation, biological process: activation of GTPase activity. Gene Ontology annotation, molecular function: GTPase activator activity.